AUGCGCGCCUCAGAGAACGAGGUGGCUCAGCAAUUGAGUCAGGUCCUGACGGACAUGAUGAAUGCUGCUCGUGGUGGCAGGUGCGUGGAGCCAAAGUGCAUCCUGCGGCAAUGGUAUCGUGGGGCGCAGGAGGACAGCUCAGAAUUUCUCAACCAGAUCUUGAGUGAGGCUGGGUUGGACACGGCGACAGCAGGAACAGAACAGUUCCAAGUGCAGUGUCGCGAAUGCGGCGCGGAGGUUGCAAGUGGGGUGGCAACGCCGAUGUCGCAGGCACUCAUGCCCAUUCCGGGCAAGAGUGAGGAUGUGCAGUUGCAGGAAGUGGUUGAUAAGUAUCUGGCCAACCAGGAGGCACCCCAGGGCCUGCACGUGAACGGUGAAGCAUGGCAAUGUCCAGAAUGUGCCAGCCGCGUAGCACCAUGGCGCCGGCUUCGCAUCCUGCGGUCGCCGGAGAUCCUGGUGGUUACCCUAAAACGGUGGGAUACCGAGCUGGUGGAGGGCUGCUAUUUGGAAAAGAAGAAUGAGCAGCGUGUGGAGGUAUCAGGUCGUGUCUUCGUGCAAGGCGAAGAGUACCAUGUCAGCAGCCUGGUGCACCAUGUCGGCGAAAGCACGACUUCAGGUCACUACUAUGCCCUCCUUUGCCGCGGCCACCCGUGCUGGGUGCUCUACGACGACACAGGCGUGCGAGAUACUGAUGUCAACUCCCGCUCACAGAACCUGUACGUAGCAGUCCUGGAGAGGGUCCACGGGGGCACAGCAAGUCCAUGUGAAAACGUGUCGGCCACACAGGUGGAUGGCGGCACGUCAGCAGAAGCGGGGAUCAUCAGUGUCGAGAAUGCGGUGGUCAGACCUGAGCAAGCCGAGAACCGCUCCGGCGCAGGGAAGGCAGCGCAGGCCGCGAUUGCUGGCAAUGGUGACAACAAGAUCGAGGCAGCCGCAGCUGUUGGGAGCAGUGUCAGUGCCAGCAAGCAGAGUGACAGCCUACAGCUGGAGAACUCGGGCAAAACUCUCAGCACAACGCCUGAACGGAGACAGCUGCUGCUGGUGUUGGAGGAGCAGCGUGGCCGGUGCGAGGGAACGGAGUGGCUUGAGCAGGAUCCACAGCGUCAGUUCGAAGAAGAUGUGGUGAGGUUUCUGAGGGCAGCUUGCGAGGGACCAGUUUCGGAGGCGCUGGCUGGUGUGCCACCUCGCAGCGACCAUGUGGACCAGUUAAGCCUGCAGCAAUGCUUGUCGCGUUUGGCGGCUGGCCUGCGGGGCGUCCGGGAAGGUGCCCUGACAGCAGCAGAGGAGGUGGAUGUGUGCGCUCCAUUGUGGUGGAGCACAGACUACCGGCUCUCCGUCUUAACAUGGAAGCCUUCGGACGAGUCGUGGCACUUUCGAUCGGCUUUCUUGUGUCUAGAGUAUGCGAAGUCCGGCAAGUUCACGAAAGACACGCACAUAGUCUUGACACGGCUGCUGGAGGCGGCACAUGGGGGUCGGUGUGACUGGGACACCCAGGCCGAUGUACUGGCCCGCCCGACCAAGGCACGGAAGAUAGUAGGGCACGAAGACAGGCAGGAAUGUGGGGUGCACUUCGAGUGCACGAACAUUGGAAUGGUACUCUUGCAGCAGCCUUCGGUCCUGAGCACGUGGUGGGCACCGAGUGAAGCACGGCACAAGAUCGGUUGCGUCUUUUCAGCAGGUCGCCGAGGAAGUCAGCUGUCCUACCCCAAGGGCCUCCGCGACAAGUUCGUUGAAUUCAUGGGGCAGCUGUUCGGGCGAUUGGUACUGCAUGUCGGCCAUAAGGUGCCUCUGAUCGGUAGGGACCUCGUAUGGAAGCUCGACGAUGCAGCGAAGGCUGCGAUGGAGGAGGCACGCGGGGCCAUGCACGAGGCUUCGCAAGAUGCUUUUUAUUCCGACGGCGGCACCGUCAAUAGCAAGCUGGAGAAGUUGUCCUACUUCUUCUGGACCCACGAAGGUCUGCUGACGAGCUUGGUGCAGGAGGCAAUUGCUGGCCUGACAGAGAAGCGACCGUGUGACUUCUCGGACCGCAGAAUUGAUGCCCACGCUGCAAAGCUGGCUUUGGAGUGGACCCAUUGCCGGCUGGCGAGGGGCUUCAACAUGUUGGAUGUGGACAUCAGUCGCGCAAGCUGGCGCGCGAGAGAAGGUGCAGGUGUGCGGCGUUCAGUGGGUCCCUACAAGGAGGUGGUCUCCGGCGCAGACGCAGUAUUAGGCGUGCAAGUCGCCGUGAAGCUUCUGCGUGCAUCACCCGGUGCAAGAGUUUUCGCGGACAGUGCCGGCCGGUACGUGCCCAUGUACCGCCAUGUCUACAGCGAGGACAAGGCCAAGCGCGAGGACGCGUACAGGAAGCUGCUCUCGACUUGCCAACACCUCGAGCGGCACGUAAUAGGCAUUAUGCGUGCAAGCCCCAAGGCAUGGCCAAUAUUCAUCAAACACCGGUGGACAAACAUGUCAGCGCAAGCACAAAGCACACUCCGCGCAUGGGGUGUUCCACUACACUUCUUCGAAGGCUUUUUGGAGUGUGUGUCACAAACUGCUUCAGGGCAAGACGAGCGGAGGAUCGUCCAGCAGGCCCGGCUGUCUCCCCAGGCGCCCAGCAAGACGGACAAUCCAGAGCAUGACAGUGGCCCGAUGCCGACACAGCCCUCGAGCCUUGCUGAAGCGGCGAAGGGCCGGCCUCAGUCGCAGCUCUCCAGCAAGACGGAUGAUUCGGGCAACCCGGACUACGAGAACAUCUACAGCGGUUUAGCAGAGGUGUUGCCCUCGAACCUCGCGGAUGCAACGAGUCUGGCGAGGGGCGUGUGCCAGAAGGCACGAAAGCCGUGCAGCAGUGCUUUUACAACAAAGCGGACAGUCACAGAAGGUGGCGAUGCGGCCUACAAGUUGUGGGGGGCCUGUGCUGAAUGUAAGCCUGGAUGCAGUUUCCGUGCCCGUGUGGCUGUAUGGAUAAGUGGUCCAGCCGAGGGGAAAGUGACCGUGGAUUGUCGUGGCCAGCACGACCGCAAAGCUUUAGCGCAAGGCGGUCGGCUACUUUCAGCAGAGGUGCAAGAUGUGGUGAACGACCAUGUUGACUCUGGAGCGCCUAUCACAACGCCGAGUUUGCGCGAAGCAUUGCGUCGUGCGGACGGGCCUUCAUGA
Molecule: messenger RNA, 3135 nt
Organism: Symbiodinium sp. CCMP2592
Lineage: Eukaryota; Dinophyceae; Suessiales; Symbiodiniaceae
Source: the annotation of a GenBank genome assembly